Lodderomyces parapsilosis is the source of this 696-nucleotide messenger RNA. RefSeq names its product Dcg1p (gene DCG1). Lineage: Eukaryota; Fungi; Ascomycota; Pichiomycetes; Serinales; Debaryomycetaceae. The transcript has a single exon. The coding region runs from base 1 to 696 and encodes 231 amino acids. The record is from RefSeq and is a predicted model, not a curated record.
AUGAAGAUCUUGCUUGUGAACCCCAAUAGCUCGGAGAAAGUCUCCCAUAACAUGAGGAGUGUUUUGACUCCACCACAGGGAGUUGAGUUGCAAAUAUACACUGCUCCGGAUCUGGCUCCCCGUGAAAUAACUGGUGUUGAAACAUCCAAGAAAUCGGAAUCGGUCGUAUUGGAGGAUAUAAAGUCACGCAAUAUUGCAGCUCUGUACGAUGGGUUUAUAGUAUGCUGCUACUCAGAUCACCCAUUGAUAAAAAGUUUAGCAGCCUUGAGCGGAAAGCCAGUAAUCGGAAUCAUGCAAGCAACCCUUUUAUAUGCUCUUCUGAAUCCCAAUCUUCAAAAGCUGUUCAUUCUCACAAGUACUAGUGGAUGGGAGCCAAUCCUUGAUCAGGGAAUUAUCGACUUUCUAGGAGUUGAUGAGUUUCCGACUAAGAAGUUUCAGAGAACGAUAGGGUUGGAUAUUGCUGUCACAAAUCUAGCGAAUGAGGAGGAAUAUAGUAAAAUCAGGGAGAAAGCCACUCACAUUUUAAAGACUCAAUACAAGGCGGACAACAUUGAUUGUGUUUUGUUGGGAUGUGCUGGUAUGGCGGGAUUAAAUAAAAAAUUGUCUUCAGACUUUCCCGGAGUAUUAUUCAUAGACAGUGUUGAGAUUGCGUUGGAGUUACUAAUAGGGCUUGUCCGGUUCUCCAAUCAUACUUAG